Messenger RNA from Choloepus didactylus (southern two-toed sloth), 2674 nucleotides. RefSeq names its product MYD88 innate immune signal transduction adaptor (gene MYD88). Gene Ontology annotation, cellular component: plasma membrane. Gene Ontology annotation, biological process: defense response to Gram-positive bacterium; MyD88-dependent toll-like receptor signaling pathway; Toll signaling pathway. Lineage: Eukaryota; Metazoa; Chordata; Mammalia; Pilosa; Megalonychidae. Bases 71 to 961 code for a protein of 296 amino acids. Gene Ontology annotation, molecular function: Toll-like receptor binding; TIR domain binding. The transcript has 5 exons. The record is from RefSeq and is a predicted model, not a curated record.
GCGGGAGCCGCUGGGGAAGGAGGAAGCGCAGGCCGGCGACGAUCGUGGUGGGGCUCAGAGGUUGCCGGCCAUGGCUGCAGGAGGCCUGGGCUUGGGGUCCGAACCCCUGUCCCCCUUCACGGCCUCCGUGCCCCUGGCUGCGCUCAACGUGAGAGUGCGGCGCCGCCUAUCGCUGUUCCUGAACGUACGGACGCUGGUGGCGGCGGACUGGACAGCGCUGGCCGAGGAGCUAGGUUUCGAGUACUUGGAGAUCCGGCAGCUGGAGGCGCACGCCGACCCCACGGGCCGCCUGCUGGAUGCAUGGGAGGGACGUCAGGGGGCCUCGGUGGGCCGCCUGCUUGAGCUGCUCGCCAAGCUGGACCGCGAGGACGUGCUGAACGAGCUGGGGCCCAAAAUCGAGGAGGACUGCCGGAAGUAUAUUCUGAAGCAGCAGCAGGAAGAGUCUGAGAAGCCCUUACAGGUGGCUGCAGUAGACAGCAGCGUCCCACGGACGGCAGAGCUGGCAGGCAUCACCACUCUUGAUGAUCCCCUGGGGCAAAUGCCCGAGCGUUUUGAUGCUUUCAUCUGCUACUGCCCCAGCGACAUCCAGUUUGUGCAGGAGAUGAUCCAACAACUGGAGCAGACAAACUAUCGGCUGAAGUUGUGCGUGUCCGACCGUGAUGUCCUGCCUGGCACCUGUGUCUGGUCCAUUGCCAGCGAGCUCAUUGAGAAGAGGUGCCGCCGGAUGGUGGUGGUUGUCUCUGAUGAUUACCUGCAAAGUAAGGAAUGCGACUUCCAGACCAAGUUUGCACUCAGCCUCUCUCCAGGUGCCCAUCAAAAGCGGUUGAUCCCAAUCAAGUACAAAGCAAUGAAGAAGGAGUUCCCCAGCAUCCUGCGGUUCAUCACCAUCUGCGACUACACCAACCCCUGCACCAAGUCCUGGUUCUGGACCCGCCUCGCCAAGGCCCUGUCCCUGCCUUGAAAACUUACCCUUGGACCCUGGGUAUGCACAUGUGUGUCUGUUCAUGUACUUCUGUCCCUGCCUCCUCCUGUAGCCGAAGGGGGGAAAUCUGUGCGCCAUUUGCCUCUUGAUUCCUGGAGAUGCCAAUGCCUCAGACACAUCUGCAGUCUCAGCAGCUGCUCUUGUCAAGUGGGCAUCACAUCUCGUGCCCUGCAUGUAACUGAUGGCUGUGAGUGGCACGUCUACAUGCUGGGUUCUCAGCCAGAAUAGCAGGGAGCAGGGCCAGUUGGGACCAAGACAAGGACCAGAGGAGCCAGAUCUGACCCGUCCAUGCAUCUUAGGCCUUAGUUUCCCCAACGGAGAACUAAGUAGGAUGGAGGAGACCAGGCAAUGGCUAUGUUUGAAUGUAUAGGAAAUGGUGGAGCAUUUCUCUGGGUCUCUUGGGGGAGACACUUUCACUGAGGAAGAGCUGGGGCCAUGGCACUGCAGGGUGCUGCUUCCAUGGUGAUGCCUCUUCCUGCUGCAGUACCUCGAUGCAUACCUCACAUCCCUUUGCCUCCCGGUAGUGGGGAUGCCUGCUGGAGUAUGUGGGGAAGCAGGCAGGCUGGUCCAGCUCAGAGAGAUCCCCCUUGAGCCUGAUUCCCCACCCAGCCACCUCUCAUCUGCCUUGCUGAACCCUCCAGCAGCAAUGAGUUCCCAAGCUGGGGCUGCUUCUCACUUCCAUGUAUCAAGAUGCCUGCGGUCAUGCUCUCCACUCUGCCUGGCAUGUCCAUCAACAACGGCUUCUGAGGCUGGGUCCCCAUGAUGAUGUGAUCAGGAAACCUUCCUCCCUGGACCACCCACAGGGAGCUUCCACACAACUUUCUGUACCAUGGUUGCCUUAUGGAGUUGUUUACUGGGGCCAGUUUACAAACACAAGAGCCUCAUGCCCCAAGGCGUGUGGGCUCAUGGACACAUACAGACUCCAAUGCACAGACACAUAUGUGCACACACCUGCGCACUCUCGCUCACUUCCCUCCCCCUGUCUCCAACACACACACACCCACAUUUCCCUAGGUACAGCUCCCAGGAGCUGCUGGGGAAAAUGUCCCCCCAUUGAGGGGCCCAGCUAUCCCCCUGGACAAAGAUUGGGCCCUCCUGUAUUCCUUCUCUCUUUCGGGGUAAUAUCCUCUCCUCUCGUUUUCCGCAACUUAUUGACACCAAACUUUGGAAAGGACCCAAUGUGCUAGCAUUUUUACCUUCACUGAAGCACAGAGAGAGGAAGAAACCUGUUUGGAGUCACUCCACAAGUUAGCUGCAGGCACAGCUGACUGUGUUCCCUCUCCCAGGGGGAUGUGUAUAUUACCCUCAAGCUCUCCUUUAAGGAGAAAAUGUCAUGGUCUCAGGUCUCUGUGCCCCAGAUCAGAUCCUAAAUACAAUAGGAAAUGCCUUUCUUCUGUGAUGUAUCUCCACCAGGCUAGGCAAGGAGCCUUCCCUCAGGAUCUCCGGAGGGAACUGAGGACCCUCUGAGCGUGGAGGAUUUAGAAACACUUCCUGAUCUUGAUAAAGCACUUAGCUGCUGUGUCCCCACCCCCUUUGAUAUUGGGAGGUAUUUUUAAGCAAUUUUGAGGAAGCAUCUACCACACCUAUUUUGUAUGCAUUGUGAGAAUUUCAAAGAGAGCUGAGAAAUGCCUGUGUUUGUCCUUCCUCCUUCAGUUUCCUGGGUUUACAAUAAAUAAAAAGUUCUCUGCUUCA